Messenger RNA from Rhinichthys klamathensis goyatoka, 1542 nucleotides. RefSeq names its product ephrin-A3a (gene efna3a). The coding region runs from base 586 to 1254 and encodes 222 amino acids. Gene Ontology annotation, biological process: ephrin receptor signaling pathway; axon guidance. Lineage: Eukaryota; Metazoa; Chordata; Actinopteri; Cypriniformes; Leuciscidae. The record is from RefSeq and is a predicted model, not a curated record. Gene Ontology annotation, molecular function: ephrin receptor binding. Gene Ontology annotation, cellular component: plasma membrane. The transcript is spliced from 5 exons.
CCUAUUACUGGCAUCAUGUGAGUGUUUGGACAAAACCCACAGUGAACGCAUAUAGAGGGAAGCUCACAGAAGUUCAGUGACCGUAAAAUAUGACUUUGCGAGUUGACAGAAUCGUUUUUUACACUUAUUGAGUCUGUUGUUAUUUUUUUCUUCAGUCGACGCCAGUCAGUCACCUAACCAAAGAGACACCUGCCGCUGAAGACGUGUAGGUAGUUACUCUCCUUUUUGUCUCAACCGUCCAUCGACAGUUUAUCGUACCAUUGUUCUUCUCUUGUGGAGGAUUUUGUUUUUAAAAAGGAAUUAUUCAGUUACUUGUUUCAGUAAAUUCCAACAGACCUGCUCAGGAUGCCUUGGAUGAGCGUCUCUCUGCCAUGGAGUUGCAUUCGGGAAAGCGCGAAGGUCUGUGACUGAACAAACUAGCCGUACUGCGGCACUAUCGCCAAAUAAACGCUUUGUGACUGUCUGUCCACUUGCUGAGUCGCAGAAAUGUUGUAAAAAGCGUUAGUUUUGCUUGGGACUGGGGGACUGAGAGUCGAAGAAGGCGAAGAGACCACUGCAGGUGCACGUGAACGCAGGAAUAUUAUAAUGGCUCUCGCGGCGGUUUCCCUCUACCUCCUCGCGCUUGCCUGGGCGAACUUGCGCCCGGUCCACGGGAACAACCGUCACGCCGUGUACUGGAACAGCUCAAACCUCCACUUGCGGAGUGAGGGCUACACCGUACAGGUCACCGUGAACGACUACCUGGACAUCUACUGUCCACACUACAACCAGAGCCAGCGGGGGGCGCUAGAGCGCGGGGUGGCCGAGCAGUACGUUCUCUACAUGGUCAGUUACCGAGGUUACCGCACCUGCGACCCACAGAUGGGCUUCAAGCGCUGGGAGUGCAACCGGCCGCACGCCCCCCACGCGCCAAUUAAGUUCUCUGAGAAAUUCCAGCGUUACAGCGCCUUCUCACUAGGCUAUGAAUUCAACGUUGGUCAUGAGUACUACUAUAUAUCUACACCUAUCCAUCACCACGGACACAACUGUUUAAGACUGCGGGUGUUUGUCUGCUGUUCUACAGUCUCUAAUGCAGAUGAUGACUCGAACCAGAGUCCCCCUGACUACACUGUCAGACCCAAACUGCAUGACAUCGAUGAGUUUAACCCUGAGAUCCCCAAACUGGAGAAGAGCGUCAGCGGCAGCAGUCCGUCUGGAGACCGGCUGUUAAUCACUGUGGCGACGCUUCUCCUCGCUGCUCUCCUCGUGUCUUAGCAACCGUCUCUCUCUCUCUCUCUCUCUGACAUUUCUGAGCCAGCAGCUCCGAGCGCUCGCCUUUCGUUCAACCUGUGCGGGAGUUUAUCCAAUCAGAACAGAUUAACCAAUAGUUGAGCCCUAAACACUGGAGCUAAUUGUAGAUCCACCGCACCCAAACAGUGGCCUUCGUCUCCACAAUUUUGGAAUAAGGAAUGACGUGCAUCAAUUUCAGAUUUUGCCUUUGCGAUGGAACGUCCACUCUCCCGAAACGUACUCGCGGAGGAAAACAAAUCUGGUUAGACGGUG